UUGCUAACUUCAAUAGCGGUGAGCCGAGUCGCUCCCACGGUUGUCGCCAUGUCAGCCAGGAAGACGUCACGCUCAAAGCCAAACGAUGGGGAUAAAUAUUCGGUGUUGUUGCCCACCUAUAACGAAAGGGAAAAUCUCCCUUUGAUUGUGUGGCUUUUGGUGAAAUAUUUCGAUGAAAGUGGUUACAAAUACGAGAUUAUCGUCAUUGACGACGGAAGCCCCGACGGGACACUGGAAGUGGCGGAACAACUCCAAAAAAUAUAUGGCGAGGAUAAAAUACUUCUUCGGCCACGAGCAUCGAAGUUAGGCCUGGGCACCGCUUAUAUCCACGGCAUGAAGCACGCCUCGGGAAAUUUUAUCUUCAUAAUGGAUGCUGAUCUCUCCCAUCACCCCAAAUUCAUCAAAGAAUUCAUUGCGAAGCAGAAGGAAGGCGAUUACGAUUUAGUGUCGGGUACUCGAUACAGAGGCAAUGGAGGUGUCUAUGGAUGGGACCUGCGCAGGAAACUCAUCAGCCGGGGUGCUAAUUUUUUGACGCAAGUGCUGUUGAGGCCCGGUGCUUCAGACCUCACGGGAAGCUUCAGAUUGUAUAAGAAGAAAGUCCUUGAGUGUCUGGUUGAGCGCUGUGUGUCCAAAGGAUAUGUCUUUCAAAUGGAGAUGAUUGUCCGAGCCAGACAGCUCAACUACACUGUUGGAGAGGUUCCCAUCACCUUUGUGGAUCGAGUCUAUGGCGAGUCCAAACUGGGAGGGAAUGAAAUUGUGUCAUUUGUGAAAGGCCUUCUCACGCUUUUCGUCACGACAUGAUCACUUCAUAUGUGCAAUACUGGGUAUCCAUGACCUGCCAGAGUUGUACAUGUAGGACUUUUUACAAUAUUAACUGGCCCCUGAUAUGUGAUGAAAAGGUUUCCCCACCCUUGGUUGAAGCAGUGACUGCAAAUGAUGAGGUUGUACAUUCCCAUCCUCCUCCUCCUCAUUCGACUUUGCACAAAGUGUAUAUAAUGUCUCCUCAUUCCUAAGGCACACAACUUUAGCCAAAAGUAAUGCUGGAUGUCAGAUUGGAUACGCCAUGAACGAUUUGAGCAAAAAAAAAACAAUUACUGGAUUGUUCAAUAGCAAUGAUUUCGAAAUACAAGGAUUCCUAGAGACACAA
Molecule: messenger RNA, 1147 nt
Organism: Hippocampus zosterae (dwarf seahorse)
Lineage: Eukaryota; Metazoa; Chordata; Actinopteri; Syngnathiformes; Syngnathidae
Gene: dpm1
Product: dolichyl-phosphate mannosyltransferase subunit 1, catalytic
Exons: 9
Coding region: 49-801 (250 amino acids)
Biological process (GO): GPI anchor biosynthetic process; protein O-linked glycosylation via mannose
Cellular component (GO): endoplasmic reticulum membrane
Molecular function (GO): dolichyl-phosphate beta-D-mannosyltransferase activity
Source: RefSeq, a predicted model, not a curated record